Molecule: messenger RNA, 986 nt
Organism: Saimiri boliviensis boliviensis (Bolivian squirrel monkey)
Lineage: Eukaryota; Metazoa; Chordata; Mammalia; Primates; Cebidae
Gene: TMEM186
Product: transmembrane protein 186
Cellular component (GO): mitochondrion
Source: RefSeq, a predicted model, not a curated record
GGUUCCGGGGGCCGGUGGCAUUUACUUCCGGCUGCAGGUGGUAGGACAAUGGCUGCGCUUCUCCGAGCUGUGCCUAGGUUUCCCGGAAAAACUGCAUGGGGACGGCCUCUCCAUGGGCUGUGGUGGUGCUGCAGUGGGCAGGAGGAUCCUAAGAGGUGGCUAGGGAGCACGUCACCCAUCUCAAAGGAGAAACCACCAGACGCAGAGACGGAGAAAUUCCAAAUGUUUUACCGUUUUGAUGCCAUCAGAGCCUUCGGGUACCUGUCUCGACUGAAGUUGGCACAGACUGCCCUGACAGUGAUAGCUUUGCCACCAGGCUAUUACUGGUACUCCCAGGGCCUCCUGACUCUCAAGUCCCUUUGCAUCAUGAAUGGGAUAUCAUGCUUUGCUCUGGCCAUGCUCUGCUGGAUGAGCUAUUUCCUUCGGAGACUGGUUGGCAUCCUGUAUCUGAACGAGUCUGGCACCAUACUGCGGGUGGCCCACCUGAACUUCUGGGGCUGGCGGCAGGACACAUACUGUCCCAUGGAAGAUGUGAUACCCCUGACGGAAACCAAGGACAGGCCUGAGGAGCUGUUCAUUCGUAUCCAGCAGUACAGUGGGAAACAGACCUUCUACCUCACCCUGCGCUACGGACGCAUCCUGGACAAAGAGUGUUUCACACAGGUGUUUGGGGCGCUGCAGACAUUCAAACUCAACAGCCCAGAGCAGAUACUGAGCUUUGUAUAGAAGUUUCAGCAUGGAGAAAGGCUUUGAGCAGUCAGUAGGGACUUCCAGAACUCUGUGCUGUGCCCCCUCCCAUGUCCAGCGGCAGAAAGGACUGCCAGAAGGGACUGUUAACUACACAUCAGCAAGCAGAGAUGUCAUCCAGGUGAGCACGAGACCCCAACCAGAGUUCUAGAGACUCUUGCUUUGGAUGGCCCUGCAGUGUAAUAAAGCCAGAUGGACCGUCUGCUGGUACACUAUUUUAUAAACUAAAGCCAAUUAUA